Messenger RNA from Mesocricetus auratus (golden hamster), 2249 nucleotides. It is a transcript of the gene Gnl3, whose product is annotated as G protein nucleolar 3. Bases 142 to 1737 code for a protein of 531 amino acids. Lineage: Eukaryota; Metazoa; Chordata; Mammalia; Rodentia; Cricetidae. The record is from RefSeq and is a predicted model, not a curated record. Gene Ontology annotation, molecular function: GTP binding. Gene Ontology annotation, cellular component: nucleolus. The transcript has 15 exons.
GAGCGCGUGACGUCGGCGCUCAUCCGCUCGCCGCAGCCACCGCCGCAGCCGCCGCCGCUUCAGUGCGCACGUGGCGCCCGCCGAGGCCGGUUCGUCUCCGAGACCGCUGCUGCUUCUGGAGGGCCCGCUGCCGCCGCCGCCAUGAAGCGGCCGAAGUUAAAGAAGGCAAGCAAGCGUAUGACCUGUCAUAAGCGUUAUAAAAUCCAAAAGAAGGUCCGAGAACAUCAUCGAAAAUUAAGGAAGGAAGCUAAAAAGCGGGGUCACAAGAAGCCGAGGAAGGACCCUGGAGUUCCAAACAGUGCGCCCUUUAAAGAGGCUCUUCUUCGUGACGCCGAGCUAAGGAAACAGCAGCUUGAAGAACUAAAGCAGCAGCAGAAACUUGAUAAACAACAGGAAAGGAAAAGAAAACUAGAAGUUAACCCUGGCGAUGAGCAAUCUAACGUAGAACCCCAGCAGGGAUCUGAAGAACCCAAAAGCAAGAAAGCUAAACCAGGCAAACAGAAUCCAAAGAAGUUGCAUUGUCAGGAACUUAAAAAGGUGAUUGAGGCCUCAGAUGUUGUGUUAGAGGUUUUGGAUGCCAGAGAUCCUCUUGGCUGCAGGUGUCCUCAAGUAGAAGAAGCUAUUGUCCAAAGUGGACAUAAAAAGCUGAUACUUGUGUUAAAUAAAUCAGAUCUAGUACCAAAGGAGAAUUUGGAGAACUGGCUAAAUUAUUUGAGUAAAGAAUUGCCAACAGUGGUGUUCAAAGCUUCGACAAACAUGAAGGGUAGACAGAAGAUGCUCAAGGUAAAGAAGAAGAAAGCUGUUCCAUUCCAGAGUAAACUCUGCUGUGGCAAGGAAGCUCUUUGUAAGCUGCUCAGGAGUUUUCAACAGUCAUGUGGGAAAGAUAUACAGGUUGGAGUAAUUGGUUUCCCAAAUGUGGGGAAAAGCAGUAUCAUUAAUAGCUUAAAACAAGAAAGGAUAUGUACUGUUGGCGUUCCUAUGGGACUUACGAGGAGCAUGCAGAUUGUCCCGUUGGACAAGCAGAUCACUAUCAUAGACAGUCCGUGCCUCAUCGUCUCCCCAUGCAACUCCUCUGCUGCGCUGGCUCUCCGGAGUCCAGUGAGCAUUGAAGAACUAAGACCAUUAGAGGCUGCCAGUGCCAUUCUGUCCCAGGCUGACAGUCAACAGGUGGUAUUAAAAUACACUGUCCCAGGGUAUAAGGAUUCUCUGGAUUUUUUUACUAAACUCGCUCAGAAAAGAGGUCUGCACCAAAAAGGUGGAAGCCUGAAUGUUGACAGUGCUGCUAAACUGCUGUGGUCGGAGUGGACAGGUGCCUCAUUAGGUUACUACUGUCACCCUCCUACAUCCUGGAAUCUUUCUCCACAUUUUAAUGAAAAUGUUGCAGCAAACAUGAAGAAAGACUUUAAUCUAGAAGAACUAGAAACAAAUAAUGCACACAGCAUACAAGUCCUGAAGGGCCCUCAUUUAACUAAUAGAAUCCUUUUCCGGUCCUCGGGCCCCACAAAUGGAAUAAUAGAAGAAACAGACAUACCUGAAGAAUUGGCAAGACGGAAAAAAGGCAAAAAGGAUAGUGAAGAUCAAGGGAAUGAUGAGGAAACUGAUGCAGAGAGUUCAGAUGCACCCCCUAUAGAAGACACCAGGGAGUCAACAGCAAAUAAACCAUCGGACAGGUCAUUGACUUUGGAAAAAAUGAGUCAAGAGGAUGACGACUAUGACUUUAAAACAGAUUAUGUAUAACUGUUAUAGAUGUUAAAAUGUGUUGUGUAUGGUCUCCCAGAUGGGCAUAACACAAACUGUAAAUCUUGUGAAUAUGUAUCUUGUGGAUAUGAAUAAGUGUUAACAUGCAUUUGUAUUUAAGAUUUUAUUUAUGACCAGGCAUGUGGUGUGUACCUUUAAUUCCAGCCCACGAUAGGCAGAGGCAGGUGAAUCUCUGAGUUCGAGGCCAACAUGGUCUGCAGAGUGAGCAAGUCCAGGACAGCUAUGGCUACACGGAAACCCCGUCUCAAAAAUAAUGUGGAUAGGAGUGGGUGGAGGCUCUAGAACGCAUUGGAUCUCCUGGAACUAGUAUAUAUAGUGACUUGAUGUGCUGUAAAUGGAACCCUGGUGUUUACAUUCUUAAAAUUUGGGGGAAAACAGUUGUCUGGAAGCAAAGAUUUAUUGGAAAAGGUAGAUUUUAUUUACAAACUGGGCCACAUGUUACAAAAAUAAAGUGAAGCUGCAGUUCCUCCUAACUACAGCUGCUAAAUGAA